Molecule: messenger RNA, 2432 nt
Organism: Mercurialis annua (annual mercury)
Lineage: Eukaryota; Viridiplantae; Streptophyta; Magnoliopsida; Malpighiales; Euphorbiaceae
Exons: 7
Coding region: 478-2193 (571 amino acids)
Biological process (GO): chromatin remodeling
Cellular component (GO): Ino80 complex
Source: RefSeq, a predicted model, not a curated record
CAGAAAGGAAAAAAUUUAAACAAUUUCUUAAAUAUUUUAACAAAAGAAUGGAAGCAAUGAAAAAGAAGGAAAGAGAAAGGUUUGGGUUCAGUGAGUUAAGAAACGAGUUGAGUCGGCAUAUAUUGCACUCGACCAAAUUAAAAAUCCUAGCCCAAGAAGGAAGACAAAAAAAAAAAAAAACAGAGUAAGUGUAAUUUGUAGGUGUGGCAAUAGCCAAAAAAUGGAGAACAAGGAGGAGAUAAUAAGUCCCUUUACCUCUCUUAUUCUCAUUCCCAUCAUUCUUCUUCUUCUCAUUCUUUUCCUAACCCUAAUUUUAUACCGUGACCAAAUAAACCUAAGAAAAAACUUAGUUAUAUCUCAAUUAUUGUCCUUCUCUUCUAUAUUCUCGUUAUUUCUCUUCUCUUUGCUCUCUGGUUCCUUGGGUUUUCUCGUUUUCUCGAGUAGUUUUAGAGGACUUUGGACGGCAUAUGAUUUUAUAUGGUUAACAAAGUUUCAUCGAUGGAAGAGUGUGAUGUUCGUUUGGGUCAAUGUCAUUUUGACAAUGGUGGAACUGCUGUAAAAAGGAAAAGAACGCAAACGUCUCGUCGGCCUAAACCUGAUUCACAACCAGCUAGUCUUGAUCAUUCACCAUCGUCGACCACACCGCCUUCGGAUGAGUUCGAUAGUAGUUCUGGCAGGCAAGAGUUUAAUAUUAAUGCGUGCACGUCAAGGGUUUCUUCUGCUACUGUAGCUGCACAUGAAAAGAACCAUUUGAAGCGCAACGAGAGUGGAAGAUUCUGCAGUAAUGAGUCAGGGAGAAGUACAAAUGGUAGUAGACGCUUCAGCGAAGGUGUGCUUGCCCCUGCUAAUAGGAAAAACACAAGCAAGUUGAAGGACUUUUGCGACUCAGAGUCAGUAAAUGCAACUAAUUGCCCUGGAAAAAAUGGUGAAAGGAAAAAUUUAGAGCAGCCAGAAGUACUUUUAGAUGCUUUAGUUAAUGAAAACAAGGUAAAAAAGGUUAAGCUCAAAGUUGGUGGUAUCACACGAACAAUUCAUUCCAACUUGACAGCUAAUGGUUCGACACAGAACUCUCAGUUAUCAGAAACUUCCAGAGUUAAGCAUAAGCCUCAGGAGAAUUUAGACGAAAAUCAUGCUGUUUUAAAAAAUAAGAUUGCUUUGCGAGGAGUUCCUUGGAAGGAUUUUUCAACUGGUAGCUUUUGUCUUGGGAAAGAGAGCACUUUCAUGGGGAAAGUUUCUGGAAAGAAUGCAUCGGGAAAACAAGGAGAAAAAUCUGAAACAGUUCGUAAGAGUAAGCGGCCCCUCAAGAGACGCCUGUUGGAUGAGGAAAUUGGUGAAGACUCUGAGGAUGAUGAGAUACGAUACCUUGAGAAGCUGAAAAAUCCAAAAUUUACUGGUGGAUUUAAAGAUGAUGAAGAAUCAAGCAGGAAACAGCGGAGGCUGUCUAGCAUGUCUGAUAUUGGUGCUUCAAAAUUGGUAAAAGAUGGAAAGAAGAACUCAUCGGAUAGGGCGUCAGAGGAAAUAGAUGUUGAAGAAGAAGAUCUGGGUUCUGAAGGUGAGCUUGAAGGUAAUAAGAAGAAACAGAAAAAAGAAUCUGUUGAGGCAUUGAUGGAUGAUAAGAGAGAGAUGACUCUGACCACACGUCAACGGGCUCUUCAAUCAAGCAGAGAUGGCUCUGCAUCUGGUGCGAACUUAAUUGAGUUUCCAAAUGGAUUGCCACCUGCUCCGUCAAGAAAACAAAAGGAGAAACUUACAGAAACGGAGCAGCAGUUGAGGAAGGCUGAGGCUGCUCAAAAACGGAGAAUUCAAGUUGAGAAUGCUGCAAGGGUAUCUCAGGCUGAAGCUAUAAAAAAAAUACUGUGUCAAGAAUCCAGCAGGAAGAAGCGAGAAGAGAAAAAUAAAAAGCGCCUGGAAGAAAUAGCACAGGAGAGGGCUGCUAAUGCCCUGACUCUUCCACCAAAUACCAUCAGAUGCGUCACGGGUGCUACUGGGACGGUCGUGACAUUCUCUAAUGACAUGGGACUCCCUAGUCUAUUCUCUAAACCCUGCAGCUACCCUCCUCCGCGUGAGAAUUGCGCAGGUCCUUCCUGUACCAACCCAUACAAAUAUAGGGAUUCCAAGUCGAAGCUUCCGCUUUGCAGUCUACAGUGCUACAAGGCAGUUCAGGAACAAACGAAAGCUGAAGCUAGCUGCUGAUGGAUAAGUGCUCCACCAGCAAGUAUAUGCUUAAAGAUAUUUUUGCACCAAUAGUCUAAUAGUACAAUAAGAUAGGGUAGUGAAAUAGCAUUUUUUAAGGGAGUGUAGAUAGUAGAUGGGUUAUACAAGAGGAUGCCAGGUUUUUUGAUGUUACUAUAUAUAGCUUAAAUAUCCAUAAAUGAAAUUUCUUCUUAAAUUUAGCUAAAAAAGGUAAUGGCAUUGUGCUGUACUUAUUGCUC